Messenger RNA from Eleginops maclovinus (Patagonian blennie), 2886 nucleotides. Its product is annotated as butyrophilin subfamily 1 member A1-like. The record is from RefSeq and is a predicted model, not a curated record. Lineage: Eukaryota; Metazoa; Chordata; Actinopteri; Perciformes; Eleginopidae. Gene Ontology annotation, cellular component: external side of plasma membrane. The coding region runs from base 648 to 2291 and encodes 547 amino acids. Gene Ontology annotation, biological process: cell surface receptor signaling pathway; positive regulation of T cell proliferation; T cell costimulation. The transcript is spliced from 19 exons.
GGGAAAUGUCUUGUGUGGAGGGGGAUCAUGAUCCAGUGGCAACAAUUAUGGGAGAGAGAGCCUAAAGGAAGACAUUUGUUCUCAUUGAAUGGAAGAGUGAGUGAGGCCACUAAACCUUGUGGAGGGAUGAGAAGGAAGGGACAGGGUACUAUUGCUAGAAUGAGAAUUGGUCUUACAUUAUUGAAUAGUACUCUUUUUAUCAUGGGUAAACAUCAAGAUGGAAUGUGUGAUGAAUGUCAACAACCCGAGACAGUGCCUCAUGUGCUUAUACAUCGUAGGAGAUACAGCAGGGAAAGGAAGGAGUUACUAGAGACAUUGAGAGAAUUGGGUCUAGAAGAGAUUGCAGUUAAAGGCAUUUUAAAUUUGGGAUCAAGUGGGAGGGGAAGGUGUUGUUUUUUAAAGUAUUUAUCAGACACUGGACUAAUUAAAAGAAUAUGAAGAGAUGACUUAAAUGAUCCUGAAGGUGGCAGCAAUGCAACGAUUUGGAUGCCAGCAAGACUUCACCCAUCAGAAACUCAGAGAGGAAGAAACGGGAAAUAAUCUGCGACAGUUUACUUUCUAUUUCUCUGACAUUAAACUUCAAAUAUAGUUAUUCCCUGUAAGCUAAAUGUGAUCUCUGUAAAAUAGUGUUGUUCCUGCGGUGAAACAUGUUUGGUUUCAGACUUCAGUUUCUCUUUCUGCUGACUUUCUCUGGAGCAACUCUGGGACAGGAACCCGGUGCUGUCAGAGUGGUGGUUCCAGAAGGUGGUGGUGAUGCUGUAUUACCAGUCUCCAUCGGCAGGAACGCUGAAAGACUUUUCUUUGACUGGAGGAAAGUCGGUCCUGGAGGAGAAGUCCUGCAGGAGGUUUUCCUGUACGAUGCCGGCCUCCAUUACAACAACGGUUUUCCAGGUCAGAGUGAGCAGUUCAGAGGUCGAGUCUCACACUUUCCUGGAGAACUGAAGCACGGCAACGCCUCCAUCAUCAUCAGAAAGACGAAGGCGUCUGACGCUGGAAGAUACUCCUGUUAUUUUCCACAUCUGCAGCCUCGUCAGACAUUCUACGUUGAGCUGGAUGUUGCUGCAACUCCAAAGCCGUCCGUCACGACUCUAACUGCCACAGCAGACUGUGAGCUUCUGCAGUGUGAGGUUCCUGGUGCUUCUGUGAACACUAAAGCGGAGUGGCAGAGCAGUACUGGAAGCAUCCUCCAUGCUGAGGAGAAACGAGUCCCAGAGGAAGAUCACGUCUUCAUCACUCUCUACGUUAAUGUGACCAGGACCGACCGCUACCAGUGUGUAGUCUCUCAGGAGGACAUCAAGCAUCGGGUCUCUGCUCAGAUCUUUGUGUACAUCAGUGACUCAUCCAGCACAGGGAUCAUGGUUGGUGUUGGCAUCGGUUCAUUUCUUUUGGGAGUUUUAACUGUUGCUGCAGUUCUGUGUGUUCUUGAACGUGCAAAGCGCAUUAAAAUAUUCCACAGUAAAGGUUCUCCUCUGGGGAAACUUAUCCGCUUCGACCGAGAUUCUGCUCUGGAGGAAGUUAUCUGCUUCUACAAAGAUUCUGAUCUGGAGGAAGUUAUCUGUUUCUACAAAGGUUCUCUUCUGGAUGGAGUUAUCCGCUUCUACAAAGGUUCUCGUCAGGAGGGAGUUAUCCACUUCUACAAAGAAUCCAUUGGGAAGAUAAAAGAUGUGGAUAAGACAAACAGCUCUACUGAAGGAUGUCCUCUGAAGACAAACCGUGGUUCUCCUCUGGAGAGAACAGAUGUGGAUAAGACAAACAGCUCUACUGAAGGAAGACCUCUGAAGACAAACCCUGGUUCUGAUCUGGAGAGAACAGAGGUGGAUAAGACAAACAGCUCUACUGAAGGAUGUCCUCUGAAGACAAACCCUGGUUCUGAUCUGGAGAGAACAGAGGUGGAUAAGACAAACAGCUCUACUGAAGGAUGUCCUCUGAAGACAAACCCUGGUUCUGAUCUGGAGAGAACAGAGGUGGAUAAGACAAACAGCUCUACUGAAGGAUGUCCUCUGAAGACAAACCCUGGUUCUGAUCUGGAGGAAGAAGAGAUGACUGAUCUUCUCUCUGAAUCCAUUGGGAAGAUAAAAGAUGUGGAUAAGACAAACAGCUCUACUGAAGGAUGUCCUCUGAAGACAAACCGUGGUUCUGAUCUGGAGGAAGAAGAGAUGACCGAUCCUCUCUCUGGUUCUGAUCUGGAGGAAGAAGAGAUGACCGAUCCUCUCUCUGAUUCUGAUCAGGAGAGAACAGAUUGUGAAAACACAGAAACGGCUCUGUUACAGAACCCUCCCAGCAGCCCCUGAAGCCAUCCAAAAAGUGUUAGCCUAACAUCUGUGUGUGUGUGUGUGUGUGUGUGUGUGUGUGUGUGUGUGUGUGUGUGUGUGUGUGUGUGUGUGUGUGUGUGUGUGUGUGUGUGUGUGUGUGUGUGUGUGUGUGUGUGUGUGUGUGUGGUUUCUGUGAAACCAGCUCUUUCAUUUUUAUAUUUUUCCUUUAUAGUUUGUUGUUUGAGAAAAUGUCUGAAGUUGAUCUGUUUUUAAAUUAACUCCUGGAAAAUGAUAAUUGGUUGGUCAGUCUGAAUGUGUUAAUUGAUUUAUGUCCUUGUGUAAAUACACGUAUCCAUUUCUGGGGAUUAUUCAACCGUACAUCAUGUCAUUACACCAAAGUGACCUGGAGUUUCAUUCUGAACAAUAAUCUCUCCAAACCUCACUGUGAAUUAUUGAGGGGGUUUCUUAUGUUGUCAGAUGAAAAGCGCUGCCUUGAUAUUCUGAGUUUGUCUUCUGGGUGUUGGGUAGAGGGAUUCAAUUCAUCUCAAAUGUUGUGCCACAUGCAUUGCACUGUAUUCUCUACUGUAUUGUUAGUUGAUAAUCUUUGCAAUAAAAAAUAUAUGAUGAAAAUAAA